Messenger RNA from Dictyostelium purpureum, 1125 nucleotides. RefSeq lists its product as uncharacterized. Lineage: Eukaryota; Evosea; Eumycetozoa; Dictyosteliales; Dictyosteliaceae. Bases 1 to 1125 code for a protein of 374 amino acids. The record is from RefSeq and is a predicted model, not a curated record. The transcript has a single exon.
AUGAAUAAAACUUUACUCUUUCUUAUUUUUAUUACUUUAUUCUUAAAAACUUAUGCUAGACCAAAAGCAUUAGCUCAAUUUUAUCCACCACCUACAACCCCACACCCACAAACAGGCCAUUCAUUUAGAUGUGGCUAUGUCAGAUAUGGUAAACCAGAUAUAGAGUGUGAUAACCCGGGUAUUUAUUUUAUUUUCUCGAUCAACUCAAUCGAUGUACUUGGUGUAGAACGUAGUUUUCCAUUAAGAUAUAUUGGUAGAUCUGUAACGAAUGCACUAAAGAGAAUAGAUUGGGAUAAAAGAAAGGGAAAAUAUCAUGAGGCUGAUAUUGUUUGUUUUAUGGAAUUCCCAAGAGAUGUGACCUGGAAUAACAACAACGAUGUUAUUACCAUUGAACAAACACUUUUAUCAGCUUUUGCUUCCACUGGCAAUGCAUGGGAUCAAAAUGGGUUUGCAGAAUGGCGUGGUGAUACCUAUAUUAUGGGUGACAAUGGUCUUGGCUUCGAUUUAAUGCGUUCUUUCUAUACCAUGGAUAUUACAUUACCAAUUUCAAACUUGCAAUUUGUACCUGGUCAUGAAUGGGAUGAUACUAUCGAAAACCAUAUUCUUCACAUGCAAGUUAAAGACAACAAAGUCGAUAUAGAUAGUAUUUUCUCAGAAGGAAUCCCAUACGAAGGUGGCUAUGUUAUUGAUAGUAAUGAUGAUUAUUGCUCGACCAACAAAACCAAAUUUAAAAAGCACUCUGCCAACUACUUGAAAAGAAUCGAAGAGAAUAUGGAUAAAUUGGAAAACAAGGUAGAUGUGGAAAAUACCCAAGGUAAUGAUGCUUUAAACGAUUGUGCUGAAUUAGGUGCGAAAGUAGGGGGUGUUGCUACUGGUAUUGCUGUUGGUGCCGCUGCUGCAACUGCUGUUGCAAAUGGUACCUAUAGUGAGCAAGCUUUAAAUUGGGGGAAGGGUUUAUUCUGGGAAGUGGGACAAGAGAUCAAAAAUUUUGCAAAAGAAGGUUUUGGUGAUUGGAAAAAUGGUGUUCGUAAAAUUGGAAAUGAUGUAAAGAGUGGGGCAAGUGAAGGUGGAAAUGCAUGGAAAGAUGGUGCCGGUAAACUUAGUCAACGUAUUUGUGAGAUAUGA